ACCAUGCCCAGUAGUCAUCAUCUAUCAUUUUCUUCUUUCGAGCAUGCGGCAUAAUUAAUGCAAAUUCAAUUCCAUGCACUUGAUAUGGUGCUUAGCUUGAUAUUGCCUUGCUCCCCUCAUUAUUCUUAAUUACAUUUUUAGCAACUUUGAUUCAUCUUACUCAGGAGAUUGAGGCACACCAUUGCUUCUAGGGUGAGUUAGGGCCAAUAGCAUGGAAGAUAUGACAAUGCAAUUCCAUAGAAAGUAUAUACGGAAAUAUCAAGUUACUUUUGAAUUGAGGAAUCACUUUUGUAAAGUCAAGAACAACGGUAUCUAUGAAGACGGAUCGGAGUUGAUGCUCGAUCCUCCUCCACUUCUAAAUAUGUGCACUUAUUCUUAUCAUACAAAUCGUGUACAUGCAUUCGAUCUGAACACAACAUCAGCUACCGGAAAUUAUCAAAUCUAUUCUUACAAGUUCAUUCAAAAGUUAGUAGAUGUGCAAUUCAAACUGUUGUUUGAGGAUCCGAGCGGCCAUUGAAGAAGAAGAAGAUCACAAUGUUAAUUAGCAAAUGAAUCGGUCAUCAUGCCAAUUUUUUUCCGUCUGAAUUAUCACUGUGUAUCACAAUCUUUGUAUCACUUUGUAUUAUGAAUCUAUCACUUUUGUGCAAUAUUUG
Messenger RNA from Cuscuta epithymum, 653 nucleotides. Lineage: Eukaryota; Viridiplantae; Streptophyta; Magnoliopsida; Solanales; Convolvulaceae. The record is from the annotation of a GenBank genome assembly.